Molecule: messenger RNA, 408 nt
Organism: Lecanosticta acicola
Lineage: Eukaryota; Fungi; Ascomycota; Dothideomycetes; Mycosphaerellales; Mycosphaerellaceae
Source: the annotation of a GenBank genome assembly
AUGGGCCUCGCGUACAACAUCUACCUCAAUGCCAAGAAAAUCUACGGCUGCAAGAACUGCAAAACACACCUCGCCGACCACGACGAGAUCAUCUCCCAGUACGUCCCCUCUCCCCUUCCCCCCUCUUCUCCGCCCUUCCCUUCCCUUCCUAUUACUAACCCUGCCUGCCUCCAGAAUUUCCGCGGCCAACACGGCAAAGCCUACCUCUUCAACAGCGUCGUCAACAUCCAACAAGGCGAAGCCGGCGAGCGUAACAUGACCACCGGCCGCCACGUCGUCCGCGACAUCUGCUGUCGGCAGUGCAAGGAGAUCGUCGGGUGGAAGUACGAUCGCGCGUACGAGAGUACGGAGAAGUACAAGGAGGGCAAAUACAUCCUGGAGCAGGAGUUGUUGUGUCAGGUCAAUUAG